Molecule: messenger RNA, 4179 nt
Organism: Panthera uncia (snow leopard)
Lineage: Eukaryota; Metazoa; Chordata; Mammalia; Carnivora; Felidae
Gene: LRRC4
Product: leucine rich repeat containing 4
Exons: 2
Coding region: 187-2139 (650 amino acids)
Biological process (GO): modulation of chemical synaptic transmission; excitatory synapse assembly; synaptic membrane adhesion
Cellular component (GO): postsynaptic density membrane; plasma membrane; glutamatergic synapse
Molecular function (GO): protein binding
Source: RefSeq, a predicted model, not a curated record
UAAAACUAAGAAGUAAGAAUGGCAACGACGUGGCCGGCUCCCGUGGAGAACGCUUAAGGACACCACGCCAAUUCCUUCCUUCCGAGAUGGAAAGAGGAGCUCCUAGCUCAUUUAAGCCGGGGUAGGGCUGGUUCUCCUUUCCGAGCCAAAAUCCCAGGCGAUGGUGAAUUAUGAACGUGCCACACCAUGAAGCUCUUGUGGCAGGUAACUGUGCACCACACCUGGAAUGCCGUCCUGCUCCCCGUCGUCUACCUCACGGCGCAAGUGUGCAUUCUGUGUGCAGCCAUCGCCGCUGCCGCCUCCGCCGGGCCCCAGAACUGCCCAUCCGUUUGCUCGUGCAGUAACCAGUUCAGCAAGGUGGUGUGCACCCGUCGGGGCCUCUCCGAGGUCCCUCAGGGUAUUCCCUCCAACACCCGGUACCUCAACCUCAUGGAAAACAAUAUCCAGAUGAUCCAGGCCGACACCUUUCGCCACCUCCACCACCUGGAGGUCCUGCAGCUGGGCAGGAACUCCAUCCGGCAGAUCGAGGUGGGGGCCUUCAACGGCCUGGCCAGCCUCAACACCCUGGAGCUGUUUGACAACUGGCUGACAGUCAUCCCCAGUGGGGCCUUUGAGUACCUGUCCAAGCUGCGGGAGCUCUGGCUUCGCAACAACCCCAUAGAAAGCAUCCCCUCUUACGCCUUCAACCGGGUGCCCUCCCUCAUGCGCUUGGACUUGGGGGAGCUCAAGAAGCUGGAGUACAUCUCUGAGGGCGCUUUUGAGGGACUGUUCAACCUCAAGUACCUGAACCUGGGCAUGUGCAACAUUAAAGAUAUGCCCAAUCUGACCCCCCUGGUGGGGCUGGAGGAGCUGGAGAUGUCAGGGAACCACUUCCCUGAGAUCAGGCCUGGCUCCUUCCACGGCCUCAGCUCCCUCAAGAAGCUAUGGGUCAUGAACUCACAGGUCAGCCUGAUUGAGCGGAACGCUUUUGAUGGGCUGGCCUCACUUGUGGAACUCAACCUGGCCCACAAUAACCUCUCUUCUUUGCCCCAUGACCUCUUCACCCCACUGAGGUACCUUGUGGAGUUGCACCUACACCACAAUCCUUGGAACUGCGAUUGUGACAUUCUGUGGCUAGCCUGGUGGCUUCGGGAGUACAUACCCACCAAUUCUACCUGCUGCGGCCGCUGUCAUGCUCCCCUGCACAUGCGUGGCCGCUACCUGGUGGAGGUGGACCAGGCCUCCUUCCAGUGCUCUGCCCCCUUCAUCAUGGAUGCCCCUCGGGAUCUCAACAUCUCCGAGGGUCGGAUGGCGGAACUUAAGUGUCGGACUCCCCCGAUGUCCUCCGUGAAGUGGCUGCUGCCCAAUGGGACAGUGCUCAGCCACGCCUCCCGCCACCCGAGGAUCUCUGUCCUCAACGACGGCACCUUGAACUUUUCCCACGUGCUGCUCUCAGACACCGGGGUAUACACUUGCAUGGUGACCAACGUGGCAGGCAACUCCAACGCCUCGGCCUACCUCAACGUGAGCACGGCCGAGCUCAACACCUCCAACUACAGCUUCUUCACCACAGUCACAGUGGAGACCACUGAGAUCUCACCUGAGGAUACGACGCGCAAGUACAAGCCUGUUCCUACGACGUCCACUGGUUAUCAGCCGGCAUAUACCACCUCCACCACGGUGCUCAUUCAGACCACCCGUGUGCCCAAGCAGGUACCCGCGACAGACACCAAUGAUAAGAUGCAGACCAGCCUGGAUGAAGUCAUGAAGACCACCAAGAUCAUCAUUGGCUGCUUUGUGGCAGUGACUCUGCUAGCUGCCGCCAUGUUGAUUGUCUUCUACAAACUUCGUAAGCGGCACCAGCAGAGGAGUACAGUCACAGCCGCCCGGACAGUUGAGAUCAUCCAGGUGGACGAAGACAUCCCAGCGGCGGCGUCUGCGGCAGCAACAGCAGCUCCGUCCGGUGUAUCAGGUGAGGGGGCAGUAGUGCUGCCCACAAUUCAUGACCAUAUUAACUACAACACCUACAAACCAGCACAUGGGGCCCACUGGACAGAAAACAGCCUGGGGAACUCUCUGCACCCCGCAGUCACCACAAUCUCUGAACCUUAUAUAAUUCAGACCCAUACCAAGGACAAGGUACAGGAAACUCAAAUAUGACUCCCCUCCCCCCAAAAACUUACAAAAUGCAAUAGAAUGCACACACACACACACACACACACACACACACACACAAGACAGCAACUUUUGUACAGAGUGGGGAGAGACUUUUUCUUGUAUAUGCUUCUAUAUUAAAUCUACGGGCUGGUAAAAGAAACAGAUUAUAUUAAAAUUUAAAAACAAAAAUUCAAAACAAAACUAUUUUCUAACUUGUAAGUUCUAUUUAAAGGGGGGAGUGGGGUUCUUGGGAACGUUGUGGGGUAGAAGCCACAAGUCAACUUGCUAUGAUGCCAGAAGGGAUUUCUGAUACCAGGCUGAAACUCCUAAGAUAAACUAAAACAACAACAAAUAUCCCUAAAGAGGUAGGGUGUGGGCUGCUGAGGGGUGGGGUGGGGGUGGGGGUAGACUGUCAUUUUUUAGAAGAUGCUUCACAGCAUACAGGAAUACCCAUUUCUAUAGACACCUUUCUUAAGCUGAGAGCUGUCUUUGCAAAUUUAUUUUAAAAAGAGAUACAAAAAAAAGCACCGAGAAUUUGUACUGUGCUGAAGUGUUGAGAGGCAAUAAUUUUUUUUUUUUCUUCAGAGGCCAAGGGGAAGAUAGAUCUGUAAAUGUAUUUUAAACAGGAAAACCACCAAAAUUUAAAUGACUCCUUAAAGGGGCUCGGUCUUUCCGUCUGUCCAUGUGCACAAGGCUCCUUGGUUUGUGCACCGGGACACGCGCGUGCCCCGCCUGACAGCGCGCCUCGGGAAGGAGCAGAGAAGGAAGGGGGCUGGCGUAGCUCUCAGUCAAAUGCUUUCACAUUGCACCAGAUUCCUGCAGAUGGGUUUAACCCACUCUCUGCAGGGCAUGUGUCUAUUCAGGGUUUCCCUUGAGGGGGAGGAGGCCCCCCCCCAAGGGGGUGCGGCCACAGAGGGGGGGUGGGAAGGGAGAGCAGAAGCAGAGAGAAUGUAUUCACAGGAGGCCAUAAAUUAGCAUGGUGCCAUGUCCACCUGUUGUUCCCGGUAUCUGACAAAUGAUUGUAGACAAUGAUGGCAUUUUAUGAUUUUUUAUAAAGGUUUUGUUUGUUUUAAGGUGGAGAAGGAGGAGAGGCUGGGAUUGGGGAGCUUGGGGGAGUGGAAGCUUUUCUCAUGCUUGUGAUUUGGUGACUAUUCUAAAUGCUGAUUCAUUAGGGAUUAUUACAGCUGAUGUCAACUGGUUGUGGUGAUGGGGUGGGGGCAGAACAUGAGUGGAGAGAGAAAAAGGGCACAGGCUCAUUUCAAGUACAAUGAAGCCUUUACUAAACAGGAUGGUUCACAAAAAAGAUGUGAAUCCACAGUUAAAACAAAAGUGAUAUACAUGCACACAAGAAGUGAGUUCUGCAAGGAGUCCUGUGGAACGUGGCACAGUGGGGGGAAGGCUUCCCUCUCCCAGGCCGACCUCAGGAGGAGGUGGAGGAGAAAGGGUGGGCGUGGGCGGGGAAGGCAGAGAUCUCUGUUAUUCUGGUCCAUUUAAUGCUGUAACUUCUUUCAUUUAUUAUUUUAGCUUUAAAAAGAAAUAAAGGGUUCAGAUUUGAAAGGGGUGGGAUGGGUGGGUGGGGGGGAAUGCCAACAAAAGAACACUGAUUGUAAUGUGAGAAAAGUGUAUUUUUGUAUUUUAAUAAAUAUUGUUCAAUUUUUAAUCCAAUGUCCCCAAAGGGUUAAAUUGAAUAAGGUCCUAUAGAUCCUUAUAAGCAUUAACCAAGUCAUUUCUAUUUAAAGAAAAAAAGGCAAAGGGAGGGGAGACGUAAGGUGGGAGGGGAAGACAAUGUUAAAUUUCUUUCAAGUAUGGGAAAAUGCUAAAGCUGUCAACAGUCUUUCCUUAGCUUAAAUAAAAAGCACCCCAAUUCUAGUGCACCUUCCAAAAGCUAAGUGUGUUAGUCCCUGGCUUUGUUGGGGGUAGAACCAAAUUCCUGAUGCCCUGGAAAAGCAGGGGAAAUGGGUCAGCCUCAGCUCCUGGGACCAGGCCAGAAGUUAAGUGCCACCUCAGCAGAAGCUGCUGGUCAGGCAGCACCAGCUCUAUCUA